Magnolia sinica is the source of this 2325-nucleotide messenger RNA. Its product is annotated as pentatricopeptide repeat-containing protein At2g06000. The transcript has 2 exons. Gene Ontology annotation, molecular function: protein binding. Bases 289 to 1932 code for a protein of 547 amino acids. The record is from RefSeq and is a predicted model, not a curated record. Lineage: Eukaryota; Viridiplantae; Streptophyta; Magnoliopsida; Magnoliales; Magnoliaceae.
CGCUUCCAUGCCUGCCCUCUCUCUCGCCACUCUCCUCAACAGACAAACUGCUUCUCCUCCCCCAUCGCAGCAGCCAAAGCUCUUACGCAAUAUUCCAUUUUUUUCCCUGGAAAAACCUUGAUAUGCCGCUUCUAUCCCCACCCUUCCCGCCACUACCAUCAUGGCCAUGACCAGACACCAUCGAAUGCAUCAGGACCGUCCGUUCUCCAUCAAUGGCCUCCUCCCUCACAUGACCUCUUCUCCCCCCUUCCUCCCCUGGGCCUCACCCACAUCCUCUUAUCUUCUUAAAUGCUUCUCCACCGACUCCAACACUCCAACAGCCGCCGCCGUCUGAUCGCGCGAUUCCACCGUGCUUGCUCGAAUCCCACCGUCGAUCGAGACCCAAUCCCAAACCCCUCAAAUCCCACCUCAUCCAACCGUUGGAUCAUCAAAGUCAUAUCAACCUUAUUCAUUCAUUCUCCAUCCCUCGGUGCCCUUUCAAGCUUCUUUAUUGAAGCAUUAACCCCUUCAGUCGCUUACGCCGUUAUCAGACGCUUGGGCAACAGAAACCCCAAGCUAGCCCUUGACUUUUUCGAAUUUACAAAAUCGACCCUUGGGUUCAGUCACUCUGUCGGGACCUACAGCUGUUUGAUAAGAGUCCUCUGCGAAACAGGCCUCCACAAAGCGGCAAAAUCAGUUCUGGAUUGCAUGAUGAUCGACGGGCAUUCGGCCGACAAAUCACUUCUUGGGGACUUGGUAUCCGCUCAUGCUUUAGCAGGUAAUUAUGAUUCUGCCAUGGAUUUGCUUGUUAAAGCUGAAGAAUACAAAUGUAGGCCGAAUUCAGUUAUGUAUAAUAAUCUCUUGAAUCUAAUGGUUAAGAAGAAUCGAGUCGAAGAUGCAGUUAGGUUCUUUACAGAAGGGCAUUUUCAUCCGGAUACGUGCACUUUCAAUAUUGUAAUAAAGGGUUUGUGUAAAUUAGGCGACGUUGAUCGGGCAUUCAAGGUUUUUAGCGAAAUGGGCAGUUUUGAUUGUCGCCCAGACAUUGUUACGUAUAACACUCUUGUGAACGGAUUAUGUCGGAGUGAAAAGGUGGAUAGAGCACGUGAGCUAUUGGAUGAGGUACGAUCGAACGGUGUAUGUUCUCCAGAUGUGGUGACAUACACGUCGAUCAUAAGGGGGUAUUGCGAGGUGGGUCGGAUGGAUGAGGCGUCAUUGGUUUUCAAGGAAAUGGUUGUUCGGUUUGGAAUUAGGCCCAGUUUGGUCACAUAUAAUGUGAUGAUCAACGGUUAUGGUAAGGCAGGGGACACAGUCUCAGCUGUGUCAUUGUUUGAGAAGAUGGCGGUUGAUGGGUGUCUGCCCGACGUCGUGACGCUUACAUCUCUCAUCGAUGGGUACUGCCGAAAUGGACAAUUGGAUGAUGCAAUGAGGCUUUGGGAUGAGAUGGAAGGAAGGAAGCUUUUUCCGAAUGUGUAUACGUAUGGUGCUGUCAUCAAUGGUCUGUGCAAGGAAAAUAGAUUGAAUAAGGCCCGGGAGCUUUUGAUGCAAUUGAAGGGGAGGAGGGACAUCGUUCCGAGGCUGUUUAUGUACAAUCCUGUGAUCGAUGGGUUUUGCAAGGCAGGUAACGUAGACGAGGCGAAUAUAAUCGUGAAAGAAAUGGAAGAGAAGGGUUGUGUUCCUGAUAAGAUAACAUUUACAAUUUUGAUUAUUGGGCAUUGUAUGAAAGGGAGAAUGCGUGAAGCCAUUGGCCUUUUUGAUAGAAUGUUAGCCAUUGGGUGUGCGCCGGAUACUAUUAUGAUUAGCUGUUUGGUAUCUAUUCUUUUGAAGGCUGGUAUGCCAAAUGAAGCCACUCAAAUUGUACAAACGGUGUCAGCAAAGGACUUCAAUUUGAAUUUAGCUUCUUUGAGCCAGGUUUGUUCAUUAAAGAAAAAUAUGGACAUUCCGGUGGCUGUCUAAUGGGCCUUACUGAGUGUCUUGGGAGGGAUAAAUGGGGUCUGUAUGUGAACUCCAUGAUGCAUGUGGAGAUCUUCGCACGGGUCUGUUCAGCAAUGUCAACUGUGCAUCCAGCCAAAGUUAUGCCUUUUCAUCUCCUUGGUGAGCUCUCUACACAAGAGUCAAGGCACAAGGCUAGUGGCAGCGGAGAAUUAAGUCGGAUGUUAGAAUCUAUAGGAGAGAUGAGCUACGUUCCAGGCUUCCCAUUCUAUAACUGCAUGCAUGGUACCUGGAUUUUCCAUUGGUAUGUGAAAGAGGCAAUCUCACAGUUUUUCCUACUUGUAACAUAACUCAUCGGGAAGGGCCGAAUUUGGCCCUUUUUUCCCCAUGAUAACUAGUGAAACGAGUUCUUCGUAA